CAAGAACCUGGAUUUCUGACACUGUUGAGCACCUAACUGUUCUGGACUUAAGAGAAAAAGAAAUAUAAACCACAUCUUUUGUUUGUUUUGUUCUGCUAUAGCAGCAAAGUGUAUCACAGCCAGGAGAUUUUAUUAUGCAACCACCGCAGGGCCCACUGUUUGUCAGAGUACUGCUUGAAAUCCCCCCAUUCCUGUUCCAAUUUCUUAAACCAUAAAAUAUUAGGUUGACAUAAUACGUGGUGUGAUUUAAUGUUUUCUUCUAACUACUUAAUCUCCUUUUAGCUAUUCUUUGCCGGAUAUUUGGCUAUGGUUAAUACUAAGCUUGUUGACUGAAGAUGAUUAAUAUUUCAAAAUAAAGUUUUAUAGUGAUAUUUUUAAAAAAUGAAGUUUUGUCCCCACAGUAUAACUCAGACAUUUGUUUGAUGUGGAAAGAAGUUAUGCCAAGAAAUUUUAGAGAAAAGACAGUCUGUAACUGUGAUUAAGGAUGGCAUCCUUACGCCUUUUCAUUUUUGUCAUAGAUUAAAAAAAAGUGUCUGUAUGUGUGGUUUCUUCUGACACCAACCAAUUCUUCAGUACCAGCUGGGUGUCCUACAAUUCAGUUUCUUCUGACAUUCCCUUCCCAGAAUUAGCACAGACCCUAUGGAUUGAGGAGUCAUUCCCACAAGACUGCACCCACUUCAGAUGCCAGAUACCAACAGGUGCCCAAUUCGCCAUAAGUCUCUUAGGCCACUCCACAUAAAAUGUCUGAUGUCAGCACAAUGGUGGAGUGGAAAGCUCCAGACCUUGUUCCCCCACAGGCUCUGAGUGACAACAAUAUACAGUCCAAAAGGAUGUAUGAGAAUUACAGAAACCAGUUUAGAAGUCACAGUAUCCCAGGCAAGCUCAAAGCCAAGAACAGCUGCAUUGAAGUAGGAAAAAAAAAAAAGCCAUUUAAUUUCACUUUCCUUUCCCUGAAGGUGGCACAGCUUGGCAUGAUUGGUAGUAAACACCCAACUCUCCACCAGCUGGAAAGUGAAGAAUGGAAGUCUACCAUUCUGAAUUUUGGGGGGUCACCUGAUGGACUGGUUUCUGUCUCACCUGACUCAGUGCUGACCGGGAACUGGCAUACUUUGGAUGCCUAGGGGCUUCAGAGAAAAAAGAGUUAACUGGCUUUUUGCAGCAUCAGAGACUCAGCAGUGCUGCAGAUGGAGGUCACGACAGCUCAGCACAGUCAGGAGAGAGCAUGUGGUUCUUGGCUUAUCCCUUGGGCAGGAAUGGGAAGAGUGGAAAGUGCAUUUAACAUUCUGGCUUUUCAGGGGGCUGCCCAAGAGACUGGUUCCUGUUUUGCCUGACUCAGAGUGCUGAUAGAACCAAGCAUAUGUUGGAUGUCUGGGGGCUGCUGAGAACAAGCGAGAGCUCCACAGCCUGUUGCCCUGCCAGACAACUUGCAGUGCCACAGACAAGCACCAGAGGGAUCGAGAGAUUACAAGCAACUGAAAAGAAACUGGCACACCUCUCUAACUGGGACACUACAUGUACAAGCCCAGAGAAGAUUCAUCUCCAGAAAACGUUUGAGAGGCCCCAGAAUCUCUAGCUGAGCUGAUUGGUGAAGGUCUUCUCCUGUACCCAGCCAGUCCAUAAAGACUGGGAGAGGUGGCUGUUUUUUCAGAUGCCCCAAAUCCCAGCAAAAAAUAAUGAGACAUAUGAAGAAACAGAGAAACAUGACCCAAUUAAUGGAACAAAAUAAAUCUCCAGAAUUUGACCCUAGAGAAAUAGAGAUAAAUUAAUUAUCUGACAAAGAAUUCAAAAUGAUCAUCUUAAAGAAGCUCAGUAUGCUGAGAGAACAGAGAUAACCAAAUGAAAUCAGAAAAAAAUGCAAUAACAAGAAUAUCAACAACAAGACAGAAUUGUAAAAAAGGAACCAAACAAAUUCUGGAUUUGAGAAGUAACUGCAUUGAAAAAUUAACUAGAGGGAUUAAAAAGCAGACCCAGUCAUGCAGAAGAAAGAAUUGGCAAACUCAACAGCUCAUUUAAAUUGAUCACAUCAGAAAAAUGAAAAGUAAAGCCUAAGGGAUUUAUGGCACACCACUGAGUGGACCAGCAUGCAUUAUAGAAUUCCCAAAAGGAGAAAAGGGAGUAGAGAGCUUAUUUGGAUAAAGAGUGGUGCAAAACAUCCCAAAUAUGAGGAAGAAAAUGGACAUCCAGAUUUAAGAAUCUCGAAGGACUCCAUGUAGAUGAAACCAAAGAAAGGGUAAAGAAGCCAACACUGUGAAAGAUUUUAAUCAAAUUGCCAAAAGUCAGUGGUAGAGAAUUUUGAAAGAAGAAAGAGAAAAGCGACUUGUCGUAUAACAAGGGAGCUCCCAUAAGAUUAUCAGCAGAUUUGUCAGCAGAAACAUUACAGUACAAAAGGGAGUGGGCUGAUACAGUUCAAGUGCUGUUAAAAAUAAAAAUACACCCAGCCAGCCAAGCAUACUAUAGCUGGCAAAACCAUCUUUCAAAAAUGAAGAAGAAAUAAAGACCUUCCCAGGUAAACAAAAGCCAAAGAAGUUCAUCACCACUAGAUCUACCUUAUAAGAAAUGCUAAAGAGAUUAUUUGAAGUUGAAGUGAAAGGAUGCUAAACAGCAAUAUAAAAAGCAUAUGAAAAAGCUCUCUGGUAAAGGGAAAUAUGUGGACAAAAACAGAAUCGUACAAUACUGUAAUGGUGGUUCAGGGAGCAAGUUUCCGAGGUUGGAAAGAAGUGACUUCACUGUUUAAUAAAGAUGAUGAGCAGCAUCUCCUGGAAAGAUGUAAAUCUCCCAAGUCCAAAGGAACUAACUUACGAUUAAAAGAAGAGUUGAAGGCAGAGAAGAAAUCUGGAUUUUGGGACAAUUUGGUUUUAAAACAGAAUAUACAGUCUAAAAAACCAGAUGAAAUUGAAGGUUGGGAGCCUCCAAAACUUGCUCUUGAAGACAUAUCGGCUGACCCUGAGGACACCGUGGGUGGCCACCCAUCCUGGUCAGGCUGGGAGGAUGACACCAAGGGCUCCACCAAGUACACCAGCCUGGCCAGCUCUGCAAACAGCUCCAGGUGGAGCCUGCGCUCGGCAGGGAGGCUGGUGAGCAUCCGACGGCAGAGUAAAGGCCACCUGACGGACAGCCCGGAGGAGGCGGAGUGAGGGGGGCUGCAUGGCGAGUGUGCCCCGACAUGGUGGCCUUUUAUCAGUAUACCAUGUAGUUGUUGAGUCUUUUCUGUGUUACAAAGAAUAGAGAGUCUACUUUUUGCCUAUAUUUCAUAUUUGGACCUCUGUUUCAUUAUUUAAUGAACUCUCUCUCACACACACUGUGACUCCUUAGUGAACACGUGCAGGGAUUGUACAUUUGAUUGCCUUAUUGCAGAAAUAUUCACCUGUCCAUGUUUUGCAGAAACUGGAGAUGUGAAUUUUUGAUGCUCUCCCAUAAUACAGCAGUAAUGAUUUGCAGUUUGUCACAAAAUGAUUUUCAUGCUGCUCUCCGUUGCAGUUCUGUUUCAGAACUUCCAUACCUUUUUCUUGUAUGUAGUACAUACAAAUGCAGCUGUCAUGCAGUUCUUUUCUUUUGCUAGAAAAUUACAGUCAGGAGGUAAGAUGAAUCUUCCAAAGUUAUGUUAAAUUUUGUUUAACUUGACAAAUUAAACUUUGUUCUUCUUAAAUAUGUAAACAAAUACUGGAAAAGCAAAGGUUAUAUUUGGGAGUAAAAUGUAUCUUAAAAUGCAUAUUCAUCUUUUGCUGAGGGAGGAAUAGCCUCUUGUGUGUGCACUGGAUAGUAACAGUGGUUCUUUUUUGGAAUUUUAUUUUUACCUCUUUUGAACUUCUAAAUCGGUCCCUUUAUUUUCUUAAAAAUUUGCUCUCUUUUUUGUUUACAGAUUAAAGAAGUAUGGAUAAAUUUUAGUCACUUGAUAAUUUUGUUUAGGAAACAUUGUCUUGCUCAUUAUAGAGAGUUAAGACUGUGCAUAAAAUACUGAAGUGCCUUUUUAUUAGGCUCAUAUGUUUGUUCUUGCAAAGCGAGAUGCCUAUUGUGAUUGGUGUUAGAUCUGUAAGAAGCUGUGUUUUUUCCACAAGAAUAACUGACGACCAGUUUGAGAGCAUCUCUCACGUUCUUUUUCUGUCUGCUUACUGUCCUUGACAAUGUGAUCUUGCACAGUAUCAGGUGCCAGUUAUGUGUCCCUGGCAGGUUGGCUCUUAUCAGCAAGUCCUGCAGAUAUCUAUCUUAGAUAAAAGUGGUUUGAAAGAAAAGGUGUGUUUUUCUUUUUUGUUUAAAAGUAAAAUAAAACCUCCAGUUACACUGUGCAUUCCCCUCACAUAAAAACAAGACAAAAACCCUCUCCCGAGUUGCUCGGCAUGCACUUCUGUGCUGUUUCAUGCGUGUGGAUGUUCCUUCUGUUUGUUCCUGUGGAAUAACUGAGUGUGCCUGAUGGCGGAACACACUGCAGUGUUAUCAGCGUCUGCCUGUUUUUAAUAGAACAGGUUUACUUGAUCUGUCAUCUAUUAUGGAAAAAACAGCAUUUACUUUUGUACCAAUCUAAUACAUCCAUCCGUCUAGCUAUAUCGAUAAUCUGUAUCAAUCACUUAUACCUAUCAAUCGUCUGUAUCUAUUCAGCUAUCCUCUGUGUCUUCUCUCAGUCUACAUCCAUCUAGCCUUCUGUCAAUCAUCUUUUUUUUUUUUAAUAGAACAAGAAGUUUACUUAUCCAGUCUUGAAAGGGGGACAUGCUUCAAGUGGUGUUCAAAUAAAAAUUCCAGUUUGUAUUAGAACCUUGAAAUGGUGAAGUUGUGGAGGUUUUCUUUGUUCCAUAAUACAGAGACAAGUUAAUAAUUUUUAGUGUAACAGCUAAGUUGACAAAUUCUAAAUUUCCUCAGGUCAAUAGUUGUAACUGUCCUUUUCCCUAGAGAAGUGCUUGCUGGGAUAGUAAAAACAUAGAGCAUUUCAUGACUUCUGCAAAUACUUUCCAGCGGAAGUCAGUGUAGGCUUGUUUUUGGCUAACAUGGUCUUGCUGCGCAGGAAUGUAAACUGUGUUUGAAACUCUGGAAAUCACGUGUGUGGGGAGAUGGGGACACUGCCCUCGUUGUGGGGAGCUCUGUGGCUGUGAUGGCUGCGGUUCCUGUGCCUCUGUUGGAACGCUAAGUGCCUGCAACUCACGUCAGUCAUAGAAUUGUGACACACCGUUGGCAAAAUAGUUCUUUAUGCUAUUUCUCAAAAUUUGAGGACAAACCCAGAUGGGGAUUGGAAUAUGCACUGUAAAUCAGAUUUUUCUUAUCUACAAAGAGUAAUGUAAAAAUGAUUUUUUCUUCUGUGCCUGAUUAAAUUAACUGGUUUUUAAUAUAAAUAUUUAUUGGUGUGCUUUGGGAGAAAAAUUAUCUUUUCUUGAAAGAACUUAUCAAAGCAAAUUUAUUAUCUUCACAAUGAGAGAAUGUGGUUUUGAUUCUGGGUGUUUGAAUUGUGUAAACACACAGCUUCCCUGUGUGAAGAGAGUUGUCCUGUGCUCCUUCUACUGUACUUUUUAAAUUUUUUAAUAGGAAAGUGAUGGGCUUCAGAGAAGGGUUUGUCCUUAAUGUUGGGGUUUUUUAAAAAUAAAAAUAUUGUUUCUAAGCUCUUUCUUCAUUGGUUUGCAUGAUUAUUGGCAUCUGCUUACGAUGACUUUAAUCACUCAGAGCUAAUGGCACCUUUCCUAUUUAGCCUCAUUUUAGAAUGCAGUCAACACGUGUAGACUUUUCAUGAAUAAAUGAACAACUUCAACCUUG
Symphalangus syndactylus (siamang) is the source of this 5733-nucleotide messenger RNA. RefSeq names its product testis development related protein (gene TDRP). Gene Ontology annotation, cellular component: cytosol; nucleus. Gene Ontology annotation, biological process: spermatogenesis. NCBI's taxonomy places the organism in Eukaryota, Metazoa, Chordata, Mammalia, Primates, Hylobatidae. The record is from RefSeq and is a predicted model, not a curated record.